UGUCCAUGGUUAUAAAGCGUUACUUAAUAUGAUGAUGUGUCAUGCGAUCCUCAGUGUUGAAGCACCUUGUUAGUGGUUGUGCCGGGUUGUUGGAGCAAUUGUCACAAGAAUGGGUCGUAAGCAAUAUCUUACUGUUUCGGAUGUCUUCGUAUUGGUGAUGUUACUGUCGCUUGACUGCGGGAUUGGAACUCACGCGAACCACAUGGCGUCCGAGACAGUCAAAAAUCAAUGCUCGAUUGCAUGUCCUCGAGCUCAUGCCUGUCAGCUGAUCAGCCGGACGGGAAAGUUUUUCUUGCGGUGUGCUCGCCUUGGAGGACAAUACAAACUCCAUCCCUACGUGGAAACGAGAUCCACAAGCCGCCAUGCAGAGAAAAAGAAAGACCGAUUACAUAAUAUCGUUAAACAAGUAAAGACAGGAAAUCCAAACCUCAUUGGAAAUAAUCAACAGCAAGGAAGCUCUUUCAAAUCCAACACAUUUGCAGAAAUAUCGCAGCCAAAGGGUGUCCAAAACCAACUAUCAAUGUUGAUAAAUCUUCAAAGUGAAUUGAAAAGUCAACUAGGACCUGCAAUGGGACUGUUGCCACGCCAGGCAUUAACAGACGCGCGCGUCAAGGGACAGAAAAAUACCGGGCAACGCGUGCCACCGAAUCCAGGACCGGUGGAUAAUCCCCAAAUUAAGGCGAAUAGCAUUCCACUAUCAGAAUUUAACCCGGCUGUGCCUGUGGUUGAAAACAUGCGUUAUGUACCAGGAGAGAGAGAACCAGUCUUCAAGGGUCUCAAAAUAGGCCCAGCAGUGCCGUCAGAUGUCAUCAUUGUGAAGAACAUCCCAGAUACACUAGCACACGAAUAUAUUCCUGAAAAUAUACCAGCACCUCAGACAAACGACAUAGGUGACCUCUCGGGAUUACUAAACUUUUCACCGUUUGGAGACAAUCUUGGCAACAGCGCAAACAUGGCAAGAACAAAUGGGGCAAGCCUUCAGACUGGCCAGUCAGCCAGGCGACGUGUGAAUACUGUUGAUUCUGUUGCCUCCCGCAUUCUUGCUGGGAGGAGGGACUCCUUGCAGUUUGCCCCAUCUAUCAACGAGUUGCCUAGUGGUAAUCCGGACUGCGAGUACUGUGAGACAUCAAACAACUGCACCUCACCGGAACGGCCUUACUGCUUCUUCGCGGCCAAUUGUGCCAGGCAGGCAUGUCAAGCAGUGUAGGAAAAACAGACCACUGCUCACAUACAUGCCAGUUACUAAAAAAACUAUUUGUGGUUGAACAUACUAAUAGUUGCAUGUAAAUGUUUUGUAAAAUGGCUAUUUUCCUACAGUAAGCGGUGUGUGUAAAUAUCCUAUUCAGGAUUAAAUAAUUAGAGAAAAAAUUAGUGUCAGAUUAUAUAACUAUGAGAGGGUCUCACAUAAUGUCUUGAUAAAUUCCCGAUGUCCACAGGUCUUUAUUAAAAAAUAAAUGUAGGGAUAAUACCAACGAAAUUCCAAACUGGUCCACUGACACAUGCUAAUAAGGCAAACAAGUGGGCGGAGCAUAGCAACACUGUUGUUUUGCUAAAAAUCAUAGAUAGGUUCUCGCUCGUGUUUUUGUAAAAUGCAUAUGUUUGUGCAUGCCGAAAUAAAAGGGUGGGAAAUCAUAAGGAGUGUUAAAACCCAAAUACUACCGUUGGAACCCUUCAGCAAAUGUUGAUAUUUCCUCAAAUAUCGUCUUUGAAGACCACAAUUUCCAUGUGUUGUUGUUGCGUGCUUGGUUGAUUUACAUUAUCACGUGAUCUUAUGAAUGUAUGUUCAAGAUAUCACUAACAUGUUUUGAAGUCCUCGUGACCUGGAGGAUCAGGGGUUGGAGAUUCAGAUUUUUCUUGACUUUAACGGCGUAGGUUCGCACUCCACUACAACCAAAAUAUUUUUUAUACUAGAACUGUGUCUUUUUCUGGAAUUUCGAUAUCAUAGAGUAAAAUUAUGACAAAAUAAAUGUUAGAAAUAUA
Mya arenaria is the source of this 1980-nucleotide messenger RNA. RefSeq lists its product as uncharacterized. The transcript is spliced from 6 exons. Bases 110 to 1207 code for a protein of 365 amino acids. NCBI's taxonomy places the organism in Eukaryota, Metazoa, Mollusca, Bivalvia, Myida, Myidae. The record is from RefSeq and is a predicted model, not a curated record.